GUAUGGCAUAGAAUCUGGUUAUAUUGGAUACCAUGGCGGAAGAGUCGGGCGUCAAAGUCUCGCCCAAUGGAGACAUUAUAAUUCCCAGCAGUAUGGUCGGAAAACUCUUUGAAGCCUUGCUUAGUUGUCGCUCAAUCGCUCAAGAUACGUUAAAAGUCGCUGUUAGCCCAGACCAAUCAACUUCUACAGAUACACAAGACACAAACAGGAAUUGCGGGCAACUGAAAAAGAAAACAACCGAAUCGAUGCCGAUUAUAGUGGUGCCAACAGUAGAAGAGCUGGCCACUAAUACUGUCGUGGACAUUAAGUGUCCAUUUGAAGGUUGCGACAAAGUACUUGUCAAUUCUGGUGCUUUACAGAUGCAUGUUAGCAAAGUACACGCAAAAUGUGGAUCUGAACUUAUUUCGGAUUCUAUAAUUGGUCAAUUUGGCUUCAACUUCGAGAAUGAUUUGAUGAAGAAAGAUCGCCGACAAGUUUUCUUCUGUCCAGUUGCUAAUUGCAGUCGAAAUCAGACAUCGAAGAACUACUUCACGAGAAAAAGCUUUUUAAAAUUGCAUUACAGAAGGCAGCACAUGGAGCGCAAAUAUCAAUGUGAAUCUUGCAGCGUCAAGUUUGCAGUCGAUCAUGAUUUAAAAAAGCACUUAAAGUCUUGUGGAACCCUUCACUUUUGCGAAUGUGGUGCAUCAUAUGCUGCUAGACAGGCUUUAGUGACUCAUGCAAAAAGAAGAGGCCAUACCGUGCUCGAAAGGUCACAGACAAGUACAGCGAUGAAGAUAGUGCGGAAAAGUGAUCAAAGCAGUGAGAAAAGACAAGACGAAGAUAACCGGGCUGCAAAAACAACAUCAUCACAUUAUAGUUUAAAUCAGAAUGCAUCUGUUGUUCAAUCGUCAAGUUCGGAACAAAAUUUUUUUGAAAACUACCCACGUAAGGUCCCAGAUUCGAAUGAUUUGAGCUUCGAGUCCGAAUGUACGGAAGGUUGUGAUGUUUCAUGCUCACCGAUUUCAGAACCGAGAGAGUUCAACCUCAUUGAAACUUCCAAGUUGAAAUCCAAUUACGUUAAUAAUGCUAGCAAUGGUUGCAAUAACAGUGUACAUGAGCUGAAUAGUUCGACAGUCGUUCUUGAAGGAAACUUAAAUCAUGUUAAUGCUGCGACUUGUUCCAACAGUUCACCGCAACAUUCAACCUAUUAUGUAAAUUUUGGCGAAACCCAGACAGAUGGUAGUUUUGCUUAUUCGCCAUUUGGACAAGGAACCCAAACAAUUCCAUUUACUGCGUCUCUAAUGCGACAAAGUUCUGAAAAGUGUUCUUCCAAUCUCUACAACUUGUCGAAUCCAGCUGCGGAUACCUCUUUACAUGCGACUGGAAUUCAAACUAGUUUCUCAAUCAACCCUCGCGGAAAAAGAAAUGUACCUCAGAGAAGCACCAAAAAGUGUUCAAGCGUGCAAACAGUAGAAGGUAAUAAAAGCAAAAAAGAUUUGAGUUCAAUUUCUGUUCAGACUGAUAUACCGAAAAAGCGCAAAAGACGAUUACAUAGUCAAACAGCAGUUGAGGCAGAAUCUCAAACAACUCCUAGCUUUAAGAAAGCCAUAUCGUCGUGCAAUGUUGACAUGCAGACCAGUUUUCCUUCCACUACCUCGAGUUUUGCAGACCUCAGUGGAACUGCGGAUGCACCAAAUUAUAUUUUUGAUACUGAACAGAAUGCUGGAAAACAAGCUCAAUGUUCGUUUAUUCAGACCGAAACCCAAACGCUUCCUUUUGACAUAUCCGAGUUCUUUGCCAAUUGCGACGUGCGGAGUGAAACGUCGUUCUCGCAGGAGUUCGUCUCGCCUCAGUAUCGGGAGGCGUCUUUGUCUUCAAACGUGAGCAAUUUUUCUCCCACUUACGGAAGAGACUUUUUUGAUGAGGUCGCAGCUGGAACCCAAACAUGCUGGGCAGAGUUUCCGUCUAGUUUUCAGAGUCCGAAUGGGAUCGAUGGAAACUGGUUCGAAUCUCAGUCCUACCAAAAUGUAACUCUAAGCGAGGGAACCCAGACAGCAGAUUUUCUAGAUGAUUUCACAUCUAUAGAAUUUUCAGACUUUUGAUUUAGUUGAUGUACUGCAGUAGAUUUUGUAAAAUGUAAGAUAUCUCGCUGCAAAUUUGACUAACAGGUACAAAUACACGAUUUGUGUUUAAUUUAAU
Molecule: messenger RNA, 2178 nt
Organism: Symsagittifera roscoffensis
Lineage: Eukaryota; Metazoa; Xenacoelomorpha; Acoela; Convolutidae
Product: ATM interactor-like
Exons: 5
Coding region: 33-2081 (682 amino acids)
Biological process (GO): regulation of transcription by RNA polymerase II
Cellular component (GO): nucleus
Molecular function (GO): DNA-binding transcription factor activity, RNA polymerase II-specific; transcription cis-regulatory region binding
Source: RefSeq, a predicted model, not a curated record